Messenger RNA from Rotaria sp. Silwood2, 750 nucleotides. The record is from the annotation of a GenBank genome assembly. NCBI's taxonomy places the organism in Eukaryota, Metazoa, Rotifera, Eurotatoria, Philodinida, Philodinidae.
AUGUCUUGUAAUUUGAUAGUCAACGAUCAACUGUUAGCACUAGCUCGAAAGUACGAAAUAAGAAGAGAUUAUGCUGAACGUCUUCGUAUACUCAAAGAUUUCGAAAUUGUGCUUCUCUGUGAUGACUCUGGUUCGAUGAAAACACCUGUCGAUGAUGGUAGGCAAACUCGUUGGGAAGAACUUUGUGCAAGUGCUAAGAUUGUACUUGAAGUCGGUACUAUAUUCGAUGAAAACGGUGUUGAUCUUUGCUUUCUCAACCGACGAAGUUUUUAUCGAAUCAAAGAACCGAGAGAAGUAGAGCAGGCAUUCUCUGUCAGUCCAAGUGGUUAUACUCCACUCGUUACCGCUUUACGAAGCGUGCUUCAAAUGCCAGCAUUACGGCGUGGCUAUGAUAAAAAGUUAUUAAUAUUCAUUGUUACUGAUGGAGAACCAACUGACGAGGAAGGUAAUCCAAAUCGAGCAGACCUUGAACAUAUCAUGCGCAAUGAACGUAAUUCAGAUACCACUCAUGUAAUGUUUCUACUUUGUACUGAUGAGCCAGCUUGUGUCGACUAUUUGCGCCAGUGGGACCAGACUAUGAAGAAUGUUGAUGUCACAGAUGACUUUCGAACACAGAAAGCAAAAAUACGCCAAUAUCUUGGAGCUAAUUACUCAUUUUCUUUUGGUGAUUAUAUUGUUAAAGCAUUAAUAGGUGCUGUCGAUCCAGAAAUAGAUGGUUUAGAUGAACCACCACCAGUAAACAAUAACUAA